AUGUCUAGGCUGGCUAAUACGAAUUAUGAAGGAGGUAGCAUAAGAGAACAUCUCAUGGGACUUGUGGAUAUUGCUGCCAAAUUGAACAGGUUGAAAGUACCUAUUGAUCCAACUUAUCUAGUGCAUAUUGAGCUGGAUUCUCUACCUCAUGAGCAAAUGAAAUCCACCUAUAACACCCUGAAAGAGGAUUGGACAAUGGAUAACCUGAUUACAAUUACUGUUCUUGAGGAGGAUAGGAUAAAAGCUUAUGGCGGUGUGGUUAACGUGGUCACUGCCAGGAAGUAUGAGAAUAAGGGUGCUGCAAAAUCGGGAAUAAAGAAGUAG
Prunus armeniaca (apricot) is the source of this 324-nucleotide messenger RNA. The record is from the annotation of a GenBank genome assembly. Lineage: Eukaryota; Viridiplantae; Streptophyta; Magnoliopsida; Rosales; Rosaceae.